Molecule: messenger RNA, 1571 nt
Organism: Anguilla anguilla (European eel)
Lineage: Eukaryota; Metazoa; Chordata; Actinopteri; Anguilliformes; Anguillidae
Product: uracil nucleotide/cysteinyl leukotriene receptor
Exons: 1
Coding region: 155-1093 (312 amino acids)
Biological process (GO): positive regulation of Rho protein signal transduction; phospholipase C-activating G protein-coupled receptor signaling pathway
Cellular component (GO): membrane
Molecular function (GO): G protein-coupled receptor activity
Source: RefSeq, a predicted model, not a curated record
CUUCAUACACUUAGAAAAGCUCACAGGCAGGUAGAUAUACAGCACAAACCACAUGUAGAUUCACAUAUACAAGGUACUCUACAGAAAUUGGCACAUUUUAUUGCGUAGAAUUUUUAUUUUUUUCAGCUAUAUUCCAAGAGCCACGUCCCGAUCAAUGACGUUCAUCAACAGCAGUGAUGAGGAAAGGAUCGAAAGGUACGCAGUAGGCUCUCGCCAGGAGAAUGUCCUAUUUGCCGCCUUUUACAUUGUGGUUUUCAUCCUCGCUGUACCGGGCAACAUCCUUGCUCUGUGGGUAUUUGUCCGAGACAAGAAUAAUACACCCGCGAAGGUCUUUCUGAAGAACCUGGCAGUGGCAGAUAUCUCUUAUUUGGCGAUGCUUCCCAUGCGUGUCGUCUAUCACCUCACGGACAACAACUGGCCACUCGGCGAAAUCCUCUGCCGCGUGCUGGGAUACCUGUUUUACCUCAACAUGUACUGCAGCCUCUAUUUCAUGGCUUUCAUCAGCCUUGACCGCUUCAUUGCCCUGGUUUUGCCGGUGAGAUCUGUGAAGUUGCGGAAGCCUCUGUACGCCAGCGUUGGCAGUGCCAUCCUGUGGCUCUGUCUCAUCGUGGCCACGAUGCCGUUGCUGCUGUCCCAACAAACCACGCAGGUAUACGACUCAAACUCCAGCAGGACCGUUUGCAGACAGCUUUACCGCGAGAAGACGUCCCCCCGAGCACUGGUGUCCGCCGCCGUAGCCUUUUCGAUCCCGCUGGUCACCAUCACAGUUUCCUACAUUCUGAUCCUGCAUAGGCUGUGGAGCAGGGUGCACCAGGAGCAAAGAUUCAUGCGGCGGAAGGCCACCAGGCUGAUUGUACUGAUCCUUGUGAACUUCCUUGUGGCUUUCAUGCCAUACCAUAUUAGCCGCUUUAUCUACAUUGAUAGUCUGUUUCGCAGAGGUGACAUGGCUUCAUUUGUACUUUGCAAUCGCAUCACUUCCUCUCUUACUUGCAUCAGUGGAGUUUUGGAUCCUGUCAUGUAUUUUUUUCUCGUCAAAACCUACCGAAACACAUUACUUCAGCUUUUCCAUCGGAAUAAGUCGGGCACAACAUAAUUUAAAACACAAGAUAGCCAACGCAUUCUUAUGCAAAUCGUAUCAUUUUAUUUAAUGUGAAUGCUUAUAAUUUGUUUUUUGAAUUUUAUAUUGUUUUUUUGUUUGUUUUGUUUUGUUAUUUAACAAUGUGGUAGGCAUGUAGUUGUAGUGCUUACAUUGUAGCAUGCUGAUAAAUUAGAACAGUGAAUUUCAUUCCUUGACUGGAAAUCAUCCAGUCAACAAUGACAAGUAAAAGCACAAUUCUGCACUGGGGACAAUUACGGUCUCCUUAGUAAACAAUUAAUACACAGUAAAAUAUUCAGUGUUGUUUCAAGUACAUGAGCUCAGUAGGAACAUAUGUACCGUUCUACUAAUGUCUAAUGUACUGUUAUUAUUUUUCUUUUUUUUUUUUUUGUUUAGCAGUAGAAAGCAUGAACCAGCAUGUACAAACAUGUGCUAACUUUCUAAAUGCAGAUAAAGUUUAAAAAAUGUUUUAAUA